Messenger RNA from Bufo gargarizans (Asiatic toad), 1916 nucleotides. RefSeq names its product tyrosine aminotransferase (gene TAT). The transcript has 12 exons. Gene Ontology annotation, biological process: biosynthetic process; aromatic amino acid catabolic process. Lineage: Eukaryota; Metazoa; Chordata; Amphibia; Anura; Bufonidae. Bases 139 to 1509 code for a protein of 456 amino acids. Gene Ontology annotation, molecular function: pyridoxal phosphate binding; L-tyrosine:2-oxoglutarate transaminase activity. The record is from RefSeq and is a predicted model, not a curated record.
GACAGGUCCAACACCCAUUUUUUUGGGACUAUUUCAUGGACGGAUGUUACCUAGUCUGCGAUUCCUCCUGUCAGCUGUGUUAGAUUUCCGAGAGACAAAAGAAUCCCUCAUCCCUGCGCACGUUUAACCUGACAGAAAAUGCAGACAGAUUCCUACGUGAUCCAGAUGAAUGGCUCUCCUGUCCACCCUAAAAUCCUUGAUGUUCAUGUCAAUAUUCAGAGACCUAAUGGCAUCGAGAAGAUGAAAAACCGAAAGCCAAGAUGGGCUGUGAGAGCAUCGGAAAUGUCAAAGAAGACGUUCAAUCCUAUAAGAGCCAUUGUGGACACUAUGAAAGCCAGGCCUAAUCCUGAUAAGCCAAUGAUUGCCUUAUCUAUAGGUGACCCCACAGUAUUUGGAAACCUGCCUACUAAUGAUGAAGUCGCUCGAGCUAUGAAAGAUGCAAUUGACUCUCAAAAGUAUAAUGGCUAUGCUCCAAGUAUAGGAUACCAGUGUAGCCGGGAAGUGAUUGCCAAGUACUACACUUGCCCUGAAGCCCCUUUAGAAGCCAAAGAUGUCAUCCUCACAAGUGGCUGCAGCCAGGCUAUCGAGUUGGCUCUUGCAGUUUUGGCCAAUCCUGGACAGAACAUAUUGGUGCCAUGUCCCGGAUUCUCUCUCUACAAAACCUUGGCUUUGUCCCUGGGGAUAGAAGUGAAACUGUACAAUUUGAUACCUGAGAAGUCCUGGGAGAUUGAUUUGAAACAGAUGGAAUCUCUGGUGGAUGAAAAAACAGCCUGUAUCAUCAUCAACAACCCAUCCAACCCCUGCGGCUCGGUGUUCAGCAAGAAACAUUUGCAAAAAAUCCUUGCCGUGGCCUCCAGGAAAUGUGUACCCAUCUUGGCCGAUGAAAUAUAUGGCGACAUGGUUUUUGAGUAUGGGGCAUUCCAGGGAUUAGCGCCACUGAGUACUAAUGUACCAGUCCUGUCCUGUGGUGGUCUCGCUAAACGCUGGUUGGUGCCAGGAUGGAGAAUGGGGUGGAUCCUUAUCCACGAUCGGAAAGACAUUUUUGGCAAGGAGAUCCGAGAAGGACUUGUGAGACUCAGUCAAAGGAUCCUCGGCCCAUGUACCAUUGUCCAGGGAGCUCUCGAUCACAUAAUAAAAAGGACACCUCAGCAUUUUUAUGAAAACACUAUAAACUUCAUUAAGUCUAACGCUGACCUAUGCUACAGUACCCUCUCCUCGGUCCCUGGACUUUGCCCUAUUCGACCAGCAGGAGCCAUGUACUUGAUGGUCGGCAUUGAUAUGGAACAUUUUCCCGAAUUUGAGAGCGAUGUGGAUUUUACGGAACGAAUGAUCUCCGAGCAGUCAGUCUUCUGCCUCCCUGCUACAUGUUUCGAAUAUCCCAACUACUUCCGGGUAGUCCUCACGGUUCCCGAGGAGAUGAUGGUUGAGGCCUGCCGACGCAUCUGUGAAUUCUGCUCAGAGCAUUAUCAAGACGGAGAAGUCACACAGGAACUGGAAUGUGACAAAUGAGCAACAAGCCAGGAUUUUGAAGGCAUGAAAUCCCUUAAUAACUCCACUACUGCGUUCCAGGCACCGAAAUGGUCACCUUACUUCCAGCUAUACUCCAUGUCCAGCCAUAUAUCAUGUUUUAUUUACGGUUUUUGUACUUUUCACAUUUUGGUUGGCGAUGGGGUGGGGGGGGGGGAGAAGCAAUAAAAAGAAAAGCGAUGUGCCACCCUUGCCAUUACAAUCUCCUGCAAUCAUAAAUAAUACUGUAUUUCCAUAUAUGAUAUAAUAUUAUAUACUAUGCGACUGUAGUAUUUUUUAUAUGACAUACUCUAAAUGCAUGCAGUCUACUAUAUAUCUAUAUCUAUUGUAAAUUAAAAAAGUAAGUUAUUUUUGUGUUUUUUGUAUGAAUAAAGAUGUUAAACUUGCAA